Lymnaea stagnalis (great pond snail) is the source of this 8722-nucleotide messenger RNA. The record is from the annotation of a GenBank genome assembly. NCBI's taxonomy places the organism in Eukaryota, Metazoa, Mollusca, Gastropoda, Lymnaeidae.
UUCUGCCCAGACAAGUCUACUUUACACUGAUCUUGAAAUGACACCAGAAUGUUUGAAACCCAGUUCUGAAUUGAAAGAUAAUUCAAAAAAUUAUUUUCCAUUAAAUGAGGAGUCAUCUGAGGUUGAGAAUGGCUCGGUUAUUGUUCUUGCCAGUGCAAGUGAAGACGAAGAGGACUUGACCAGUAACACUGAUCUGUGCCAGUUUGGUGUGAAUGAACAUUUUACAGUACCUGAAUCUGAUAAUGAAAGGGAAGAUGAUGAAAGUAACAUUGAAAACAAGGGUAAAGAUAAAUAUUUAGAAAAUGGAUAACAGAACUGAGAAAUGAAAUUUUAAUUAAUUCUAAGUUUGAUAUGGAUAGAAUUAUUAGAAUUGUGAUUUGGUGGAACAAUCAGUAAGUAAGCUAAUGCUUCAAAUCCCAUCAUGUACCAUAUGUGCUAUAUACAUACGGUACAUUUACCAGAAUAAAAUUUAUGGAGAGAGGGGGAAAUUAAAAUAAAUUACAAUUGAAGAGCAAUCAUGAAAACCACAGUAUUAAUAUUUUUUGCUAUAAUUUUAGUAUAAUCACAUGCAUUACUGCAUGGAUCUGCAACUUUUAAAUAUAACUGUUUGGUAACCAAAUAAAUGCAAGGUUAAGAUGCAAAUAAAAUGAAUUGAGAUGUUUGAAUGCCAUGAAAAGCAAGAUAAAGUUAUUCCCUUCAUUACCUCUAUGGAUGCACAAAAUUCUAAAAAAGUGUUUUUUUAAUUCCAGAACUUAAGAUAAAUACACCACACAGAUUGCCAGUAAUGGACAAGCUCUCUCCAGCUGUUGACCUCAUCAGUGUGGACGGUGACAGUGAUGAUGAAGAUAAUGAACCUCACUUAACCACUAGUAGAUUACAGGGAAGUUCAUCACCCUUGUUCUCUUCCAGUCAUGGGGUUAAAGAAAAAGUGAAACUUAGCAAGGAAUCACUUGAUCAAAUGGUUAAACUAACAGGAGCACUGUCUCUCAAUAGGUUUGUACAUCUUAAUAAUUAGUUAGUUCCCUUUCUCGCUUAUAGUGUUUAUGUUGAUUUUGUUGUUUUAUUCUUGCAUACAAAAGAAAAAUUCAAUUUAGUUUUGAAAACAAGUGCUAAGGGGUUUCCCAUAAAGGGCGUCGAACAAAAUACAAUUUUUUUUUCUUUUAUUUCCCUCCUCCUUAUCUGCAAUUGUCAACAUGAGUAUUUCUCGUCUCCCUCCCCCCCCCCCAUCCCAGGGUUGCAGGCGCAUAUGGCAAUUUACUGUGCAAAAUGCAAGUAAUUAUACUUAUUAUAAAGACCAAAGAAUCACUAGAUUUAAACUUCUAAAUCAGUAUGAUAUGCACUGCUGGUUUGGGGGGGGGGGAUGAUUUUGGAGGUUAUGCAUUCUGGGGGUUGUUACAAAGAUUUAGUAAUAAUCCUGAAAUCUGAAACUCUCAAAUAAAGCCAACAGUCGUCUAAAAAUCUGUGAAAUUGAUGAUUUUUUAUUAAUUUUUAAAAAGAAAUUAUUGCAAUGUUUUGUAUCUAUUGCUUUGUGUUUACAUUCGCUAGAUAUCAUUUAUAGUUAUUGGUACAUGAUUUUCUUCCUGUGACAUAAUUUGUGACAAUUGUUUCAUUUAGCCGAACCAAGAAGCUGCACUGGCAAAAAAUAAACUGAGAGGACACAUUACACAUAUUUUAACAUGCUUUACGCUUGCUUCCCAAGAUGCAAGAUGAUUUUUUUUUUACCUCACUCCCCAACUGAUUACCCAAAAUGUUUUAAUGCCCCAUACCCCCCAAAUUAUUGGGAAUUAAAAAAAAACAACAACAGCCCUAAUGCUGCCUUAAAGAAUAAUGCAUUUCAAUAUUGCUGCCAAAAGUAGGAAAAAACGAACAAAAAUAAUUGAGCUAAAUUUGUGUUGUAAUAUAUGAAAAACAGUACCUAUAUAAAGGUAGUUAAUUUUUUUUUAAAUCAGGUUAAAAUACAACCCCCCUUUUUUUUUUUUCUUCCCAUUUUGAAACAAAUGCAUUUCUUAUAUCCCAGAGCCUUGAUGUAGCUAGGUUUAGUGACCCCCACCCCAUAACCAGGUGGACUAAUAUUUUAGCAGCCCACUCUCAUGAAAAACUCUACAGUUAGUCAAAAAUAUCACCCCUCCUUUUAAAAAAAAGUGGUAUCCAGGGUGGACUGUUUCUCCGCACCCUUCCCCCCACUUUUCCUUUACCAUUGUCCCAAUGACAAUUAUGUGUCUUCCUAUAGUCUACAAUGUGCCUUCUUGUGGGGGGGGUACACCAUAAGUUAGCAAACACUGGAAAUAUGGGAGGGGUGGAGUUGAGAGAACAUAAUAUGUGGAUGUCUCCUAAUUUAUAAUAUAAGUCAUUUGAUUAAAGUCAACCUGUGAAAAAACUCCCAUUGUUUACAUUUGUCGAUAAUUAGCAACCACAUAUUUAGAGUGAUCUCCCUUAAGAAGGUUUUUUCUAAAUUCUUGGUGGUUUAUGAAUAUAUGAUCAAAAUUUUGCAAAUAGAUCAGAGAUAAAGAGGAAUACACGCAGUAGGCAUAAAGCAGCAUAUGGCAUUAAAAUAAAACAGCUAACUUGUAGAUGUUCACAACAUCCUUUUAGCCCCCCCUUCCCCAAAUUUGCAUUGUCCGAUAAUGAACAAACAUUCCCCCCCCCCUUUUCCUUUCCUGUCUCUGCGAAGGUCUAAGGACGACACUCAACCCUAAUUACAUUAUCCCAUAUCUUCUGGUUCAUUGCAUAUAAUCACAUAACCCCCUCCCCACUUCUUUUACCAUGUAAAUUUGUUCAGAGGUUGACAAAUCUCAAAAUAAUUAAGAGUGGGUUCCAUUUUCUUAUAUUUUUUUUUGCAAAGGAGGGAUAAAAAAAAAGUAUAAGAUUCAUGCUGCUUUUUGAAAAUUUGGGACAGGAAUUCCAGCUUAGUAAAUUUCAAUUGCAGGAAAAAUAAAUAUGACGACUCUUCAAGUGAAGAUGAAUUUGAAAAUUGUAAGUUGUUCACUAAAAAAAAUUCUGAAUUCUUUAAAGUAAUAAUAAAAUUUGUGUUCAAAUAAGUACUCAGAUGAAACAUUACUUUUUUAAAAAUAAAUAAUGUUUAAAUGGCUAAAAAAAAAUUAAGUUUUAAAUAAUUUUAUAGAUUUGCUAAAGUGUUAUGCCAUUUAUCACCCAAUAGAUACAAUUAACAUUUGGCCGGUUACUAACUUAAAAUUCUUGUUUAAAAUACAGCCUUAUUUUGCAAAAUUCAUAUUUAAAUAAGAAAAUAAAUUAAACUAGUUGAGUAAUGAAAUAAGAUUUGUGACAUCCAAAUCUGUGCUAAUUCUAUUCUAUGCUUUAUUUAUGUAUUUAGUCUUGGGUAAGAUUAAGAAAGAAGUCCACAUGAAAAGUCCAAGCAGAAGUGAAAUGUGAGUUUUUUUUAGUUACUACUGUGAUAAUAAUUUAAAAUUUACUGUUUAAUGAAAACCAUACAUUUUAAUAUAAAUGAAAUAAUUGCUAAGAAAUAGGUUUUGAUGAAUGACAUCAAUAAUAAUAAUAAUGAAGAGAAAUAAAAACAUAACAAGUUAAAAUUUGCUGAAACACUGAGAAAAUUAUUUGCUAAUUUUUAACACUUUAAAAUUGUCAAUAAAAGUAUUCCAUAUAACAUUUUAUAUAGGAUUCCACUUGAUGAAUUUAUAGUAGAUGAUGAUUCCGUGUCACAUACUGAUGAAGAAGAGGAUGAGCUAUUUUAUAUCAAAUAUAACAAUGACCGGUUACAGGAAAAUAAAAGGGAAAAAAGGUAUUUUACUUAUUACUUUUUAAAACAUAUGAUUUGACUAAUAGCUGUACUAAAAAAAAUUUUGCUAGUGAUAUCUUGACACUUACUGUCAACUUAUUUUUGGUAGUUGCUAUGUUGAAAAGCAAUGGAAGUACCUGAAACUGCUUGGCGUAAAUAAUUUGUGAACAAGAUUCUAAAAUAUUAAAUUGACAAAAGCAGUGUUAAAAUGUAUGACCUUGUAUAGUGCUAAAUUACCAAGGCUGUGGCAAAUGAUAAUUUAAUCUGAAAGAUGAAUACACAACAAUGUCACACAAUCACCCUCAAGGUUAUCAUUGCUUUCUCCAAUUUUUGAGUGUAAGUUUUAAUGUAAAUAAUGAAGCUGAGUUUUUUUACUUCUCAGGGAAGCAUACCCCGGGUUUGAUUCUGAGAGUUCUAUCUCACUGUCUGAUGAUGACUCCAAUUCUGACAGUGACCACAUAGAAACUGAACACCAUACAUACAGAAGAAAUCUGGGAAAAAAAUCAGAGAAGAUCUCUGCUGAUUUAUUUUAUGACAGAAGCAACAUAGAAGCCAAGGAAGAUUUUUCUAUUGAUUUAUUAAAAGAAAAUUCACUUAAAAGCACUAAAUCAUUGAGAUCUAAAUCAGAAGAGCUACUUGAAGACAGGCACAAUACUUGCAAAACAUCCACGGAAACAUUUAAAACUCCAUUGCUAAACCGAGGUCAACCAGAUAAAUUUAAUAUGCCACUUGCAACAAAUCUUAUCUAGCCUUAGUUAUUUAACUAACUACUACUGACUUAUGUCACUUUUGUUAUUGUUAAACCACUGUUAAGAUACAUUAUCUAAAAUUCAGUGUAUAAGUGCUUUUGUAUAAAUUAUUUAACAAUACCCUUUGUUCUCAUUAGUUUUGCAGGUUCAUGCAGCAACUAAUCCACCUCCAAGAAAACCCGGCAAUAUUGGCUUUGAUGACGCACUUCAUCUUUUGAAUUCACUUUCACGGGACUAUCCUGAGUAUAAACAACACCCAGAAGCUGCCAGGUAUGUCUCAGUUUUCCAAAAAAUUACCCAAAAAGUAACCCCACGAGUUAAAAAGUGUAUGAGGAGAAAGGAAAAAAAAAUUAGUUGCAUAUGUUAUCCCCUUUUUUUUUUCUUUUUUGAGAUGUAAAAAUUAAGGCAAGUUUUUCCCGCCUCCCUCUAGCUUAACCAAGGAUGAUAGUUACACUUAUGUCUCUCACUAAUCUCAAUGUUAUCAAAUAAUACUGAUAGUAUUUGCCCGUAGAACUUAAUGAAUUAAUAAAUGCUUACGUUUUGCAGAUUUGUCAGGAAUUUUCAACGGACAAAGGAGGAAUUAACAAAGAGACUAUUAUUUAUCUUUAAUGAGGAGGUCUUUGAAAAUAAGGUAAGUUAAUUGAUUUAUGAUGGGCAAUGAGAAUAGUCUUUUUAGGAGUUAAUUGUUCAUUUAUUUUUAACACUAAGCUUUGGAUGAAGUACCAUACAAAUGAGUAAGAAUGAAAAGAACACAAACACACUCUGAUAUAAAGUCAAAUCUCAUAAGCUUUAUUAACAUUAUAGAAAUUAAUUUUACAUACAUGUCUUGAUGUUCUUCACCUUUAAACUUUAAACCAUUGUUAAUUAAAAUAUAUAAAAUUAGCAAAUUUAACACUAAAAAUGCUUUUGGGAGCAAUAAAGAAAUAUUGCUUAUUAAAAUAUUUUGUCUAUGAUUAAUAGAUAAUUUUUUUUAAAUAGACUGUCAUAGCCUGUCUAUUCACCUAGUUUUUAUUCACAACACGCCUUACAUUCAACCUUACCUUUGCUCCCCCAUUUUGUGCUUUGAUACUGAGGUCACUGAUUAAAUGUGUAGUGCCAAUAUUUUUUUACUCUCCCCUGCCUUGAUUAGAAAAAGGUUGUUUACAUUCUAUUUGUUCUAAAGAAUUAUAUCGGGUGAUGCAAAUUCUUGAAUUUCUUUCCUGGAGGUUCCAACUAUCUCCCUAUAAAUAAACCGACAGCUUUUCUAGCCGGAAGAGGGUUUUGCUAAUUUUCCUAGACAUUUACGAGACAUAAUAUAUUAAUAUGAGUCUUAAAAGAUUGUGCUCUUUGUGUGUGUAUAAAUAAUAUUUGUAUCCUUUGAGGAUUGUACCUUUUCCCUCCCUGUGCUGUAACUUACUGUAAGUUGAUGUAGUUUUUAUUUCUGUGUAUUUGAUUUUUAUUUUUACAAAAAUUUGAUAGUAUAAUUAAAUUGAAAAUUGUUAGUAUCACUAGCUUUGGUAUCAUUUUUCUUACUGUUUUUUUAUUCGUUGUUACGUACUGUUCAUUUAUCUAGCCAAAUCUUAAAACAGAUUAAAAUUUCAUAACCAUAAAGCGGUAUGUAACACGGACUAACAACUUUAUAAACUUUCCCCUUUAUAUUAAACCAUUGAAAUGAUAUUAAUGACUUGAACUGAUUGUAAGAUUUAAAUCAUGAGUUGUUUGAGUGGGAUGUUGAUCAGGAGAGCGUGUACACCUUUGUCACAAUGAAGAAAUCCUAAGCCGGUUGGUCAGCUGGUUUUAUUUAAAAGUUUAUAGGGUCAUCAAGAAAUCUAAAACAGGUCCAAAUGAGAAUUGAAGAAGACCGUAAACAAUGCCAUUUGUUGAGUAUUAUUAUAAUGACAACUUAACUAUUAACAGACACUGGAAAUUUAAAAGAAGGUUUUUAACUUCAAUUUGAAAUUUUGUGAAAUAGAAUUAUUUUACAUAUAAUUUCUGUGACUAUUUAUCAUCUUUGUUUUUUUUUUAAAUUUAUCCCUUCAUCAGGCUAUGAUAAAUGAAGAUGGGUGUUAUAGCCAAACUCUGCAAGCUAAUAUUAAAAUAAAUACAAAAAGUAGUAGUCAAACUCUGAAAGUGAGAGCUCUUUAUUUUCUCUUUCUGUAAAGUCAUACAAAUUAAGCAUAACUUCAUUAGUAACGUGUUAGGCUUUCCUGAAUUUUAAACAUAUUUUUUUCAGACUUCAUCUAGAUUUAUAUUGGCUCUUUAUCCCACAUAAACGCAAACUUUUUUUCAAAUUUUAUGUGCCAUGGAUUCUAGUAGAACCAAGGGAAGGGCUGGGUGAUGCUUUUGGGAUAUUGAUAGAAAAAUCAGUAUCCACGAAAUGCUUACAUCCAUGUUCAAUGUUAUUUUUUUAACUGUUUAAAAAUUUUUAAAAAUUUUGUUGUUUGUUUCAGCUACCAAAGGAUCUUGAGAUAGAAUGGAGCCAAAGAUACACAAAGACAGCUGGAACAUUUUGUUAUAGAGGCACACCAAGCAACUUUAAAGCAAAAAUAACUUUGUCAGUUAAAGUUUGCGAUUCUCCAGGUAAUAAGCCCAGUUGAUGUCUAAUUGAAAAUUGUGCUUAGCUUGAAGGCAACAUGCCCCAACCCCUAAGAAAAAACAAAAGAAAUUAUAUUUUUAAGGUAAUGUGACGGAAACUAUCAAAAAGUUUCAAUAAUUUCUGUUCACAAAAUGAACAAAAUUUUGUCCCUAAUGAAAAUAGAAACAUAUUUUUCUUUUUCUAGUGAAAUAUUAAUGUUAAUAAUAAUUAUAGAUUUAGUCUUACACGUUUCAAUGACAUCUUUAUUUAUUUAUUAGAACGUGUGAGAAAUACCCUUGCUCAUGAACUCUGUCAUGCUGCUGUUAAACUGAUCAAUGGAGCCAAUGAAAGCCAUGGACCAAUCUGGAAGUCAUGGUAAAUUCUUUUUAUUAAAAUUUUUUUAUUCUUUUCACUUACAAAAUUAAAGGACAUCUUAAUUAAAUGUACUGCAACUGAUGAUUAAUAUUAUGGUGGUGGUAUUAAGUAUUAAGUGGUAUUAGGCCUCAUCAUCACUGGUUUCCAAAAUGUGGCCCUCUUAACCUGAAGAAGGCCGGCUCAAAACCAUAGUUCUACUACAGCUAUAUUAAAAUAGCAAGGUAGCUGGUCUUACGAAGGAGAAAGAGCAUGAGUAAAAACCUCAACUGAUAGAGGCAGCUAUAAACAUGGUGUGUUUUAAAAAUGAUCUGUUUAUGUUCACCUGACCAUGUGUCUAAUAUUUUUUUAAAAAAUGGUGUCUAUUCUACAAAACUUUUCUUUGAUCUCUGUAGUGUACAACUCUCAUGCAGUUAGUUGUCCAUUCUUAUUUCUUUGGACCAUUGAUGCCUUGUACCUAAAAGGUUGGGAAUAUGAAAGUGACAGUCUCAUUUUGUUCACGUCUCUUGCUUACCUGGUACUAUUAACUCAGUGUUUUGAUGUUGACUGCAGGGCUAGGAAGAUAAACAGAAAGUUUCCCUUCAUGCCAACCAUAGCCAGAUGUCAUGAUUAUCAGAUAAAUACCAAGUAUACUUAUCAGUGUGUCAAAUGCAAAUACAGGUGAAGAAAUAUUUCCUACGGUAUAUAAUUAAUUAUAUACAUUAUUCUUUAUUACUGCAUCUCUACUAACUUUUCUUAAGUCAUUUUAAACUUGUAAUUUUAACAUAAAAUGUUCUGUAUUUGUAGAAUAAAUACUUUUAAUGGACAUAUUCAAUUCUAUUUUUAAACAUUUGUUAGUGAGUAUCAUUUAUAGUUUAGACAACAGUGCAAGUUACAUACUCUAUUUAAUACUUCUAAAUAUUGAUCUUGUUUUCAUUAUAGGAUAGGACGCCAUUCCAAGUCAUUAGAUACUGAAAGAAAAGUUUGUGGCUUUUGCCUUGGCAAAUUUGAAGUUUACUUAACAAAAUCUCUGAAUUCCAUAAAAGGUGAUAAUCCAACAACUCCAGCUCCAAAGACACCGAAUAAAUUUGCAUUGUAUGUCAAAGAGUGUUAUUCAGAGAAGAGGAAAGGGACAAAUUUGAAGCAUGGUGAUGUGAUGAAACUCUUAAGUAAAGAAUUCGCAGAAAAAAAUAAAAUUUGCGAUCAAUCAUGUCAAUAAUUUUGGAAAACCUUGUUUAUGAAUCCAUCCAAAAGGAUAAUAAAAUAAAUUGAUUAGUGAUUACAAUUGACUUUGUAUUUAGUUUUAGGAAUCAU